Molecule: messenger RNA, 1166 nt
Organism: Hibiscus syriacus
Lineage: Eukaryota; Viridiplantae; Streptophyta; Magnoliopsida; Malvales; Malvaceae
Product: zinc-finger homeodomain protein 11-like
Exons: 1
Coding region: 227-1123 (298 amino acids)
Biological process (GO): regulation of DNA-templated transcription; regulation of developmental process
Cellular component (GO): nucleus
Molecular function (GO): DNA-binding transcription factor activity; transcription cis-regulatory region binding
Source: RefSeq, a predicted model, not a curated record
CUGGGUGAUUAGGUUCCUGAAAGAUGAAGUUAAGUGGGUGAGAGUGCAAUAACUUGUCAUUGUAACAAUCCAUCAUCAUAAUCAGAUCAACCCUAUCUAUAUUCACCACUCCUAGACCAAGCUAAAGAAAAAUUCUCUUGAGCUUUAGCAAAACCCUAACCCCACUAAAAGGUCCACCCUUUCCAGUUUUCACCCUCCAUCAAGCUUUCACCUUGAUUUUAGAAAAAUGGAGGUAAUCAACAACACUAAAACCACCCCGUACGCACAAUCCGAGUCUUCAUCAGAGACACACCCCAACAACAAGUCUUUAUCGCUCCUCAUCCAUCAGAAGCCAAUGGUGGUUUCCUACAAAGAGUGCCUCAAAAACCAUGCUGCUAGCUUGGGUGGACAUGCCCUUGAUGGUUGUGGCGAGUUCAUGCCUACCCCAACGAACCCUGGUUCCUUCAAAUGUGCCGCCUGUGGUUGCCACCGUAACUUCCACCGCCGUGACCCUUAUGACGGUCCUGCUUUCCUCCACCAACUGCCACCGCCACCACUGCCUAAUCCUCCUAGCUCAAGUCCAAGCCCAACGAACAGCCCAACCCAUACCCCACCCUCACCUGUCCCUUACUCUUACUACUCUUCUGCACCCCACAUGCUUCUGGCCUUGAGCACCGGCUACUCAGGGCCGCCGUUGGAUGCGUAUCAUCAUCAGAGGGCUGAAGUCACAGACAAAAACAACAGCACCAACACUCGAAAGAGGUCAAGGACAAAGUUCAGCAAAGAACAGAAAGAAAAGAUGCAUGCUUUUGCAGAGAGGGUCGGUUGGAGGAUGCCAAGGGGAGAGGAAAGACUGGUUAAAGAGAUUUGCAAUGAAGUCGGAGUCGAUAGAGGGGUUCUCAAGGUCUGGAUGCACAACAACAAGAAUACUUUUGGUAAGAAAGACAUGUUAGCUGUCGGUAACCUCAAUCUUGAUAACACCACCACCACCACCAGUACUAGUGGAGACAACAAUGAAGAUGAUAAUGGGAAUGGAAAUGGAAAUGCUGGAAAUAGCUUUAAUUCCAAUAGUGACACCCACAACAACAAUGAGUAUUGUAUUCAGCUUCAUGUCACUAACAAUGGGUCUUCUUCUGCAUCCUAAUUAAACCAAAAAAAUUUAUAGAAUUCAACAAGCUUUAGUUGGC